Messenger RNA from Raphanus sativus (radish), 1447 nucleotides. RefSeq lists its product as uncharacterized. Lineage: Eukaryota; Viridiplantae; Streptophyta; Magnoliopsida; Brassicales; Brassicaceae. The coding region runs from base 47 to 1300 and encodes 417 amino acids. The record is from RefSeq and is a predicted model, not a curated record. The transcript has 3 exons.
UCGACAGUGCAAUCUAUUUUCACUGUCUUCGAUAUUCCUCUCUUUCAUGGCUCCUCUUCCUUUCUUAUCAGACCAAACCAAGUCGCAAACGCGUUUAUCUUCAGAUUCAAAGAAGAACAGAAACAAGAAAACAACUCCCCCGCCGCAUCAGACGCCAACCCUAAAGCAAACGCAAAAGCUGAAGCAGAAGACCAUAUCAUCAACGUCGUCUUCAUGGAGCCAGAUAAAGAACCUCCUGAGUUGCAAACAAAUCGAGGGUCCACGAGUGCAUGACCCAUCAAAGAUUACGUUAUCAUCUUGUGGCUCUUCUUUGUGUAAGUUCAGUGAUGUUAUUUAUGGGAAUGCCCGCGUGAUUCACCGCUCAGAUCACUCGCCGGAAAGCAGCAACCUUGGUCAAGAUGGGGGGUUGUUGAUCCGAAAACCUGCCACUCGUGGAUCUUCUUCUUCAGUUAGAUCUAACGGAUGUAGUGCUUACACAUCAUCAUCCAAAGCUAUGCACUUCAGAAAACUCUCAGGUUGCUAUGAGUGUCACAUGAUUGUUGAUCCCAGCAGGUAUCCAAUAUCACCAAGAAUAUUUGCAUGUCCACAGUGUGGGGAAGUUUUUCCUAAGCUUGAAACCUUGGAGAUCCAUCAAGCAGUUCGUCAUGCCGUGUCGGAGUUAGGGCCAGAGGAUUCAGGACGAAACAUAGUGGACAUCAUCUUCAAAUCUAGCUGGUUACGAAAGGACAGUCCAAUCUACAAUAUCGAACGUAUAUUAAAAGUCCACAACACACAGCGCACGAUCCAACGGUUUGAAGACUGUCGCGACGCAGUCAAGUCCCAUUCACAUGCCUCCACCAGAAAAGAGCCUCGAUCAGCAGCCGACGGCAACGAACUUCUCCGUUUCCACUGCACCACCGUUUCUUGCUCCCUCGGCUCCCGUGGUUCGACCUCCCUCUGCUCCAACAUCCCUGGCUGCCGCGUCUGUACCAUUAUCCGCCACGGCUUCCACGCCAAAACUCUGCGUUUAGGUGGUGGGUCCAAUGAGAUUAAGGGUGUGAGAACCACGGCGAGCAGCGGAAGAGCACAUGAUGCAUUGAGGUGCUUUGACCAACGGAGGGCGAUGCUUGUCUGCCGUGUGAUUGCCGGAAGAGUGAGGCGCGUGCAGAGCGACGCACCGGAAGAUGAAAACGAUUCUUGCUUGUAUGAUUCCGUAGCGGGGGCCGCUGGGGUCUACACAAAUCUAGACGACUUGGCUGUGUUAAAUCCCAAAGCCAUACUUCCUUGCUUUGUAGUAAUCUACAAAGUUUCCGAGCCUUGAAAAAGAGGGAUACUUUUAAACGAUUUGGAUUUGUAAGUUUUUUGUGUAAUAUGUGAAGCAACAUAAUGUAGUAUUUAGGGAUAAUAGCUAAUUAAUUGUGUAAAAUUAUGGUGUGGUGUGAAAGACUAGCGUCUCUUUUUCUUUUCA